Pteropus alecto (black flying fox) is the source of this 1879-nucleotide messenger RNA. It is a transcript of the gene B4GALNT2, whose product is annotated as beta-1,4-N-acetyl-galactosaminyltransferase 2. NCBI's taxonomy places the organism in Eukaryota, Metazoa, Chordata, Mammalia, Chiroptera, Pteropodidae. The transcript has 11 exons. The coding region runs from base 134 to 1633 and encodes 499 amino acids. Gene Ontology annotation, biological process: UDP-N-acetylgalactosamine metabolic process; UDP-N-acetylglucosamine metabolic process. Gene Ontology annotation, molecular function: hexosyltransferase activity. The record is from RefSeq and is a predicted model, not a curated record. Gene Ontology annotation, cellular component: Golgi membrane.
GACCUCUCGCGUCUUCCUUCAUCUGCCAUCUCCCAGAUAAUUUGCCAGGGUAGGUACUAGGGCGGGGCAGUCGGAGAGGGAUUUCCCAACGCGGUUCCAACCGUUCUGUCCUUUCGAGGCGGCGGGAUUCAGGAUGACUUCGUACAGAUUUCUGUGGCUCUGCAAGAUGUCCUUCCUAGUGUUAGGACCUGGCAUGCUUUUGGUUAUGUUCAGAAAUGUAUACCUUUAUGAAGACCUCAAACCAGAGCUCCCUCGUCCUGCUCCAGUUGUCCGGAUGCCAAAGCUUCUAUCUGAAGAACGUCUCAGGAACCUCUUUACCUAUGAUGGGAUCUGGCUGUUUCCGAAAAAACAGUGCGAAUGUGACACCAAACAUCAGGGCUACAACUUUCAGGAUGCCUAUGACCGGAAAGACCUCCCUGCAGUGAAAGCGAGGAGACAGGCUGAAUUUGAACACUUUCAGAGGAGAGAAGGGCUUCCCCGCCCACCGCCCCUGCUGGCUCCUCCCAACCUCCCCUUCGGGUACCCGGUUCAUGGGGUGGAGGUGAUGCCCCUGCACACAAUUCUCAUCCCAGGUCUCCGGUUUGAUGGACCAGACGCCUCCAUUUAUAAGGUCAUCCUGACAGCUUCUCUGGGGACACUGAACACCCUCGUUGACAUCCCAGACAGUGUGGUGUGGGGCAGAGGCCAGAAGCAGCUGACUAUUUCAACCAGUGACCAGAAGCUUUUGAAUUUUAUCCUCCAGCACAUGACCUACACCAGCACAGUGUACCAGCACCACAAGGUGGACAUGGUGAGUUUGGAGUUCAAGUCCUCAGUGGCCAAGUUUCCAGUAACCAUCCGCCAUCCUGUCAUACCCAAGUUAUACGACCCUGGAUCAGAGAAGAAGCUCAAAGACCUGGUAACCAUCGCCACCAAAACUUUCCUCCGUCCCCACAAGCUCAUGACCAUGCUCAAGAGCAUUCGUGAGUAUUACCCAGACUUGACCGUGAUCGUGGCUGACGACAGCAAGGAGCCCUUGAAAAUUAAUGACGACUAUGUGGAGUACUACCUCAUGCCCUUUGGGAAGGGUUGGUUUGCUGGUAGGAACCUGGCUAUAUCUCAGGUCACAACCAAAUAUGUUCUCUGGGUGGACGAUGACUUUCUCUUCAACAAGAAGACCAAGAUUGAGACGUUGGUGGAGGUUCUGGAGAAAACGGAACUGGAUGUGGUAGGCGGCAGUGUGCUUGGAAACUUGUUCCAGUUUAAGCUGUUGCUGGAGCAGAGUGAGAAUGGGGACUGUCUUCACCGGAGAUCAGGAUCUUUCCGGCCUCUGGACGGCUUCCCCAACUGUGUGGUGACUAGUGGCGUUGUCAACUUCUUCCUGGCCCACACGGAACGACUCCGAAGAGUUGGCUUUGACCCCCGCCUGCAACGAGUGGCUCAUUCAGAGUUCUUUAUUGAUGGGCUUGGGAGUCUGCUCGUGGGGUCAUGUUCAGACGUGAUUAUAGGUCACCAGAACCAUUCUCUACUGGCGGAUUUGAAGCUGGCUGCCCCAGAGAAGAACUACAGUAAAUACCGGGCCAACACGCAUGCCCAAGUCCAGUUCAAGCUAGCUCUCCACUACUUCAAGAACCAUCUCCAAUGUUCCACAUAAAGGCACCUGGACAUCAGAAAAGCACUAGGCUGACUGGUUGCUGGUAUCUGGAACAGUGGAACAUGUGGUCAAGCUACCAAAAAAUAGACUCCUGAAAAAAUGAACAUUACAAUAAACCACCUAGUGGGUUGGGCAAAUGGGUCAAGCUCAGCUAUUGGAAAGACCAGUGGAAAGCUAAAGGACAUUAGAAAUAUACCAAUCACCGAUCAGAGCAACGGAGCCCAUAUUAAAAACAAUCAUUAUUUA